This is a messenger RNA of Mangifera indica (mango), 858 nucleotides long. Its product is annotated as zinc finger protein ZAT10-like. Lineage: Eukaryota; Viridiplantae; Streptophyta; Magnoliopsida; Sapindales; Anacardiaceae. The record is from RefSeq and is a predicted model, not a curated record. The transcript has a single exon. Bases 49 to 774 code for a protein of 241 amino acids. Gene Ontology annotation, biological process: response to stress. Gene Ontology annotation, molecular function: DNA-binding transcription factor activity.
CCCACUCUCACUCUUUCUUGCCCAUUAAUUCAUUCUAAAAUCUCUUCAAUGGCUCUUCAAGCUUUGAAUUCUCCAACGGCUUCCACUCAGGCCUUCAGCUAUGAAGACUCAUGGACCAAAAGAAAGCGAUCAAAGCGUCCCCGGAGUGAGUCUCCAGCUCCUACUGAGGAAGAGUACUUGGCUCUUUGUCUUAUCAUGCUUGCUCGUGGUGGAACCUCCACCACCUCCACUGCUGGAAACCCAUCUUGGUCGUCAUCUGAGCAACGGCCAGAGCGGUUACCGGAGCCUCCAAGUUUGAAACUUUCUUACAAGUGUACUGUAUGUAACAAGGGUUUUUCUUCUUACCAAGCUCUGGGUGGACACAAGGCUAGUCACCGCAAGAACUCCACUGAAACAUCAAUCUCCUCCUCCUCCUUCGCCACCGCUGCUGUUUCCAGUGAAGUCAACAAGGCCACUGCCUUCACAAGCGGCGGCAGUGGAAGGAGUCACGAGUGCUCAAUUUGCCACAGGACUUUUCCUUCUGGUCAAGCCUUGGGAGGUCACAAGCGUUGCCACUAUGAAGGCGGCAACAACAACAACAGCAAUCAUAUUAACGCCUCCUCCAUUGGUGCUACAGCCAGUGGUUCGUUUUCUGAGGGCGGUGGGUCAAACAGUCUACGGGGGUUUGACCUGAACUUGCCGGCCUUGCCGGAGUUCUGGUCCCAGGAAGUGGAGAGUCCCUUGGCGACAAAGAAACCCAAGUUCCUGAUGGAUCAAGAAACUGCAAGAUGUUAGACUUUGUUCUUAAGAAAGAUUGAUUGAAUUAUAAUUAUGGAUCGUCAUCUAUGAAAAAAGAUUAUUGAUUUUUGUUUGUUUAAA